Messenger RNA from Lates calcarifer (barramundi perch), 2039 nucleotides. RefSeq names its product matrilin 1 (gene matn1). The record is from RefSeq and is a predicted model, not a curated record. Gene Ontology annotation, molecular function: calcium ion binding. Bases 227 to 1699 code for a protein of 490 amino acids. NCBI's taxonomy places the organism in Eukaryota, Metazoa, Chordata, Actinopteri, Centropomidae. The transcript has 10 exons.
AUAGAGUGUGUGUGGGGGGGGCUGUCUGUGGGCAGAGUGUGUGAAGCACUUGCAUUGAUAACCUGCAGCCCAGAGUCACUCAGUCUCACUUUGUGGCCGUCCCCCUCGCCUGGAACUCCCUUCGCCCUGCUCUGUCUCCUUUCUGGCUUCUCACUCCAGGACCGUCUGCAGACGUGCUCGCAACCCCCCAGCGCUUUAGUCGUCACCCCUCUUGUCGCUUGUCGCCAUGACGCCUACCCCGCCGUUGUUCCUGCUGCUGCUUGGCCUAAUGGGAGCUCAAGCCACCGUUGACCUCCGCACGGCUGCUGCCAUGGCGGCUGGUUUGUGCAAAACCCGUCCCACAGACCUCGUGUUCAUCAUUGACAGCAGUCGGAGUGUUCGUCCUUCAGAGUUUGAACAGGUCAAGGUCUUCCUGGCUAAGGUCAUCGAGGGGCUGGAUGUUGGACCCAACGCCACCCGCGUGGGAGUUGUCAACUACGCCAGCCGCGUCAAGAACGAGGUGUCUCUUAAGACUCACCGCACCAAAGCUGGACUGAUUAAGGCUGUGACCAAGAUCGAGCCCCUGUCCACUGGAACAAUGACCGGUCUGGCCAUCCAGUUCUCCCUGAAUGUGGCCUUCAGUGAGGGCGAGGGCGCUCGUGUCAAAUCUCCUGACAUCAGCAAGGUCGCCAUUAUCGUGACAGACGGGCGCCCCCAGGACAACGUGAAAGAUGUGGCUCAGCGUGCUCGUGACGCCGGCAUCGAGAUUUUUGCCAUCGGCGUGGGACGUGUGGACAUGAGCACUCUGAAGCAGAUGGCCAGCGAUCCUCUGGACGACCAUGUGGACUACGUGGAGAGCUACAGCGUGAUCGAGAAACUCACCAAGAAGUUCCAGGAGGCCUUCUGUGUGUCGGACCUGUGUGCCACUGGGGAUCACGACUGCGAGCAGGUAUGCAUCAGCACCCCCGGAUCAUACAAGUGUGCCUGCAAAGAUGGCUUUACCCUCAUGGACGAUGGUCGCAGCUGCAGCGCUUGCAGCAACUCUGCGACAGAUGUGGUGUUCCUGAUCGAUGGCUCUAAGAGCGUUCGCCCCGAGAACUUUGAGCUGGUCAAGAAGUGGAUCAACCAGAUCAUUGACAAGCUGGAUGUCUCUGAAAACAAGGCCCAUGUUGGACUGGUGCAGUACUCCAGCUCAGUCAGACAGGAGUUUCCCUUGGGCCGCUACAACAACAAGAAAGACCUGAAGGAUGCUGUGAAGAAGAUGGCCUACAUGGAGAGGGGAACCAUGACAGGUCAGGCCCUCCGCUACCUGCUAGACAACAGCUUCAACCCAGGUCAGGGCGCCCGGCCUGGAGUCACCAAGGUGGGCAUCGUCUUCACUGACGGACGUAGCCAAGACUACAUCGGAGAUGCUGCCAGGAAGGCCAAGGAAAAUGGCUUUAAGAUGUAUGCUGUUGGAGUGGGCAAUGCAGUGGAGGAUGAGCUGAAAGAGAUUGCCUCUGAGCCGACUGGAGAGCACUACUUCUACACCGCUGACUUUAAGGCCAUGACCCAGAUCGCCAAGAAGCUGCAGAUUAACAUCUGCCAAGAGGAGGACCCUUGUGAAUGUGACUCCCUUGUAAAGUUCCAAAAGAAAGUAGAAGAUGCCCUACAGGCACUAACAAAAAAAUUAGAGAGUAUGUCGAAGAGGAUCGCCUUGCUGGAGAACAAAAUCGUCUAAGGACUCACUUCCCACUUUUCCCUUACAUCUGCACACACACAAACACACACACACACACACAAACAAUUUUUACUUCCUGUAAAAUACUGAAGAGGAACCCGUGUGUGUGUAUAUAUGAACCCUGACCUCUGCUUGUAUCCUGCACUCUCCCAAACCACCUCAGCCUCCUCCUCUCUCGGUCUUACCUCUUCCACCCUUGGGUCUCCUGGGACACAAAGUGCCAGUUGCCAUGGGGACCACACCUUUGUGUGUGUGCACGCACGCUCCGAAGGACAUCCUCCAUAGCCAGCCUGUGUGUUUGUUAAUAAAAGUCUUCCCUCAUAGGGAAACGGUGACGGUA